Messenger RNA from Chara braunii, 3604 nucleotides. Lineage: Eukaryota; Viridiplantae; Streptophyta; Charophyceae; Charales; Characeae. The record is from the annotation of a GenBank genome assembly.
CAAUUUGUUCUCAUCGAGAGAGAGAGAGAGAGAGAGAGAGAGAGAGAGAGAGAGAGAGAGAGAGAGAGAGAGAGAGAGGUAUUCCUUUUUUUUUUUUUUUUUUUUUUGGUUGAGAAUCGGAUUGGUUCUGGGUCGUCGUCCGAAUGGCUCUUCUUACCUUGAAGCGCAGCGGCGGCAGCAGGGGCGCAAUUGGGAUUAGUAUUUACGCCGCCGCCGCCGCUCGAGAUGGGAAUGUAAUAAUGAAUAAUUGGAUCCGAUCACUUGCAGGACGUGUAAAUCAAUCAUCAUCUCCCUCCACCCCCUCCUCCUUCUCCUCGUUCUCCUCCUCCUCCUCCUCCUCCUCACACUCAUCGUCAUCAUUAUCCACAACCCUAUCUUCAUCAUGUCCAUCACUGCAAUCGUCGUCGUCGUCCUUGUCAUCAUCACCGUCGUCAUUACGAGCAUCUGCCACGUGGAAGGUGGAAUCACGGUCCGUUCAUCUAGUCGCGAUCAAUGACGUGGCAGCGGCGAAUCCAUUCACGUCGUCGUCAUUAUCUACAGCCUUAUCCUCGUCACCAUCAUUGCCAUUUUGGAAUGAAUCGUCGGGAAAGGGCGUGGGAGAAGCGAAUGGGCAAUUACUAGUAUUACCUGUCGGUGAAAAAAGGUGCGGCGAUCACGUCAGCAAGAGCCACGUGGGGGACUGCAAUCGUGCGCGGAGCUACCACGUGUCACCAUUUUUGCCAUCGUCGGUGUUGAAGAUGAUGAUGGCGACGAGAAGGGACAGGGGAAGGCGGCGGGAAAUCAGAAUGAACACGAACAAACCGGACCUCGUAACGGUCGCUCGGCGCGCAUUGCGCGCUCAAUAUCCGCGUCCGAUUACUGUUGAUAAAGAAAAGCAGCAGCCAGUCCUGAUGGAGUUCACUUCCCCUCCCCCUCCUCCUCCUCCUCCUCCUCCUCCUCCUUUUCCUCCUCCACCUGCUCCUUCUCCUUCUUCUCCUCCUCCUCCUCCUGCCGAUUGUACUUGGUCGUCGAGUUGUCUUGUUGGUCAUGUUUCAGCGAGCGGAAUGAUGAAGACCCCGGCGCCGAUGCCGACGACGACGGCGAGGGGGAGGAGGGAGGGGGGGGGGAGGAGGAGGAGGAGAAGGAUUUCCUCUGGCAGAUCAUGGGCUGGGCCACCCAUAUUCUCAUCGCCGUCGAUCUCUUUGCCAGAUCAUCUUCGCGAUCUCCGCACUGUCCAGCCGUCUUUUUUUUCCCGCCUUUUUCGUUCCACCCGAGUAGGCGGUGACGUCAACGUAAUUUCGCUCGUUGGGGGUUUCCUCAGUCCCCGCCGUUUUUCCACUUUGGCCACGAGGAAAGACGGUGACGUCAACGUAAUUUCGCGAUCGAAGAAGACGGCAAGCCAGAGAGUCAAGCGGACGGCGAUGGCGAAAAUAGCGGCAAACGUGAAAGAAGCAAGCGGAAGAGGAGGAAGUGGAGGAGGAGGAGGAGGAGGAGGAGCAGGAGGAGGUGGUAGUGGUAGUGGUAUGUCGAAGAAGAGGGAAACGACGAAGCGAUGGACAGAGAAGGCAGGGGGUAAAGGAGGAGGAGGAGGAAGAGAAGGAGGUAUUCCGAGGAAGAGGGACAUUCCGAUACGGUUGGCAGAUAAAGCAGGGGGCGGAGAAAGAGGAGCAGCAGCAGCAGGAGGAGGAGGAGGAGGAGGAGGAGGAGGUGGAGGAGGAGGGGGUAUUUCGAAAGACAACAAUGAGACGGUGAUGGUGGGAGAAGAUGAAGGAGGAAACGACUUUGUGAUUUCUCUCGAUAAUAUACUUGAGAGAAUUAAGAAAAAACGUGAGCGUCAACCAAUAGAGCGAUUUUGGACAGGAGAACGCGUUGCGACCUCAGUGGAGGAGAUGUGGAGUGAGAGGAAGCGUGGAGGAGGAGGAGGAGGAGGAGGAGGAGGAGGAGGAAGUAGGCACCAGCAGACAAGUGGGAAAGCACUAGGCGAGCAGCUGCUGCUGCCACGUGGUGUAUGCGAGGUUUGGGAGCAUGACUCCUUCUCCUCCUCCUCCUCCUCCUCCUCUAUCGAUCGCCCCCCUUCUUCCGAACGACCUAGAGGGGACACAAUUUCUGUUGACGACAACAGUAAUGCGCUCUCCCGCCGUUUACGCAUGGGCGGAUCAAGGAACGGCGGUGCAGCGCUCUCUCUCGCGGCAAGGCCGCGGAACGAUGCGCUCUCUCUCGCGGUAAGGCCGCGGAACGAUGACUAUCUUUGGCGCGGUGAUGGAGAAUGGGAGAGAGAGGCGAUCGGGGGACGAAAGAAGGUAGAGGAGAAGAAGAACGAGAAGCGAGAGGAGGAGAAGGAGGAGGAGAAGGAGGAGGAGAAGGAGGAGGAGGAGGAGGGUGAGCGGGAGGGGAGGAGCAUGCGAAUUACCAAGGACAUGAAGAAACUACUAAGUAGUAUCGGUGUCACAACCACAGAGGAGGUGGCCUUCAUUGCGCGUAAUUCCCCUGUAGUCGGCUUUCGCGACCGAAUUCAGUGCCUCGUCAACAUCGGUGUAGAAGGCAAGGAGCUUGCUAAUAUGAUCAGGAAUUAUCCGCAGUUGCUAUUUGUCAGCACAGCGAAGAUGAGGGCACUGGCGAAUUUCUUACGGUACAUGGGAUUAGAGAAGGAGGAGGUUGGGAGCGCCCUGAUGCGAUACCCACGUCUUUUGAAGCACGACGUUGGGACUAGCCUGCAGCCCGUUGCCAACAAGUUGAUACGUGUCUGCCAAUUAAGGAAAGAGCGACGAUUCAUAAACAUGUUCUUGAGGUUCCCUGAGGUGCUGUGCCUUCGCUGGGACAGUAACAUCCGUCCAAAGAUUGAGUUCUUGAAGAGCAUAAAGGCAGAUCUGCAGCUACUCAUUUCACGACAUCCCCAGGUGCUGAUCCUGAACCUGGACAAGCAUAUGCUUCCCGUCGCGAGGUUCUUGGACAACAUCGGCGUGUGGGACGAAGAGCUGGGAAAGCUGGUGACGAAAUGUCCGGAGAUCUUCGGCUAUAGCGUGGAGAAUCAGUUGGAGGUGGCCUUCACGCACCUGCGUUUGCUGGGACUUCGGCCGGGGCAGAUUGCGCUGAUGGCGACCAGAUUUCCGCAGCUACUUACGUUGAACGUGGACAAGAUCCUGAGACCGAAGUCAGAGUAUUUUACGCAGGUGAUGAAAGAGCCUGUGGAAACUCUAGUGGGGUACCCACACUACUUCAAUUGCAGUCUUGAGGGGCGAAUUAAGCCGCGGUUUGAGAAAUUGAAAGAGAUGGGUGUGAACACGAGCGUAAAGAGGAUGCUUCGACCAACAGACGAGGGCUUUGAGAUUGUGUUCCUGGGCAAACUGGGAAGGAAAUGGGGAGAGCCGGCACCCAAGAAGAAACGACCCAGGAAGCCCCGGUGGCCGGGGCAAAAUCCAGAACUGUAUGGCGUAAAACCCAAGCAACAAAGCGACCAGUCCUCGCAGCCAGGAACCGGAGAAGAAGCAGAUCAUGCAGUCACAGACGUUCGCUCCUCAAAUAAGGCGGAGCUCACACUACGCAGCGCAUGAUACCCAGACUUGCAGUUACUCUUUCAUCAAAAUAUAUGCCAUUCUGCGCAAAACAUCAAGGCAAAGUGACACUC